GUUGAAAACAGCCAAAUCCACUUCAGAUAAACAGAACUGAGUCCUGCCGGCGCCGGUCUGAGGAGAUGUGCUCUAUCUGAUUUUAAUGUUCCACUAGCGAUCACAGCCUGAUCUCAGUAGAUUGUAAUGUACUGCGUUCUCACUGCACACUUUAAAACACUACUUAGUGCAGAGCUGUUAACCCUGAGAGCCUCUCUCUCCCCUGGGAUGUUACCCAGUGCAUUCCACACAUCUGCUGUAAUAUUUACUAAACACAGUGCUGUUCCACCACCGAGUCCAAAGAUCACAUCUUUCAUGUUAGAGGACAACGAGGGCCCCUUCAUAAAAAUACAACUUUACCCUGGAACUUAGUAAGUGAGUUUUGUGUUUAAUGAGAAACUGGACCAGCAUGAAAAGCAGCACUUCCUUCUCAAUCUAAUGAAAGACUGGGCUGUGACUUGACUCCUCCCACGCCUGCUACAGGAAAUUCCAAGGCGUUUCAUAGGGUUCCUGCUCCAACUUCCGAGGGAGGGAGGGAGAGAGAGAGAGAGACACAGAGAGAGAGAGAGAGAGAUCCCGCAGGGGGAGGUUAUUUCCAUCUCCCUUUCCUGGCUCUUUCAAACCCCGGCUGUCUCGUCAGCGAUGGAUGCAGUUAUUCUCCAGGAGAGGCUGGCAGAGCGACUGGUGUCACCCAGGACUCGCAGUGCCAAGCUGAAGCAGGAGAAGCAGUACGUGGGGUUCGCCACCCUUCCCAAUCAGGUCCACCGGAAAUCUGUCAAGAAAGGCUUCGACUUCACCCUCAUGGUGGCAGGCGAGUCUGGCCUGGGCAAGUCGACGCUGGUGAACAGCCUGUUCCUGACAGACCUGUACAAGGACAGGAAGAUGCUGAAUGCAGAGGAGAGAAUCAACCAGACGGUGGAGAUCAUCAAGCACACGGUGGACAUCGAGGAGAAGGGGGUGAAGCUGAAGCUGACCAUCGUGGACACACCGGGGUUCGGAGACGCCGUCAACAACACGGAAUGCUGGAAACCCAUCACAGAUUACAUUGACCAGCAGUUUGAGCAGUACUUCCGGGACGAGAGCGGGCUGAACCGCAAGAACAUCCAGGACAACCGUGUGCACUGCUGCCUGUACUUCAUCCCUCCUUUCGGACACGGGUUGCGGCCGGUGGACGUGGAGUUCAUGAAGGCUCUUCACGAGAAGGUGAAUGUGGUGCCACUCAUCUCCAAGGCAGACUGCCUCACUCCCGGAGAGAUGAAGAAACUCAAAGACAGGGUAAAGGAGGAGAUUGAAAAAUUGGGAAUUAAAGUCUAUCAGUUUCCAGACUGCGACUCUGAUGAAGACGAGGAAUUCAAACAGCAGGACAAAGAACUGAAGGAAAGCACUCCGUUCGCAGUGAUCGGGAGCAACACAGUGGUGGAUGUGAAAGGUCAAAGGGUACGCGGCCGACUGUACCCCUGGGGUAUCGUGGAAGUUGAGAACCAGUCGCACUGUGACUUUGUGAAGCUGAGGAACAUGCUGAUCCGAACACACAUGCACGACCUGAAGGAUGUGACCUGCGACGUGCACUAUGAGAACUACAGAGCGCAGUGCAUCCAGCACAUGACCAGUAAACUGACUCAGGACAACAGGAUAGAAAGCCCGCUCCCGAUCCUCCCACUGCCCACCCCCGACGUAGAGACAGAGAAGCUGAUCAAGAUGAAGGAUGAGGAGCUGAAACGGAUGCAGGAGAUGCUGCAGAAGAUGCAACAACAGAUGCACGACCAGGAGCAGUGAGCAAGCAUGCUCUGGAGCCCAGCGACGGGAACGAAGACACAUUUCCACCUGCAGGAUCUGGAAAUUUAAAAAAAAAAAAAAAAAAAAAAGAAGAAACAGUGACUUUUUAAAAACCUAGGAUUCUAAAUGGUGCUGUACGAGACCUCUUGCGUAGGUUCAUAAUUUAUUGUAAAAAAAAUCUAUAUUACAAGGAUGUAAUUCCUGGCAUACAGUACCUGGGAGCAUGUUACAUGUGUGGUGUUUUUAUGCCUUCACUGCACAGAAAGUGAAGCACACCUCUACCUGCUUUUAAACUGUACUCUGUGUUUGUUCACACGUAUGGUAUAAUCAUAUUAAUAAUGCUAUUUAAUCUAUUUAUGCUUGAAUGUUUUCUUCGUACACAGUCAGGGCCUGGGGUCUGUUGAAGUCUUUGUGUUUUUCUCCUCACUGGGGAGAUGCUGGUCUGAAUGACAGCAGCGAGACUGUGUCUGUAGGUAACAGCGCUCCUGCUCAGUUCAGACCAGAGAGAACCCGCCCCACUCUGCAUUGAGAGUGGGGUUUAACCCUGGGGCUUGGUUAGCUGGAAAGGGAAGGGGAACAGCGUAAUCCGGUCCCAGCAGUCAUCUGGGAGAAAGCCAUUCAGAGCCUUUACAAUCCCCAGAAGGUGGCGUUCUGUUCCAGUGAUCUUUAAAGGCAGCUUGAGGGCUGGAUAUAAGACUCCCAUUGCAUAGCACUUUGAUCCAUUCCUGUUUUUACUAUGAGUUUAAUAAGACACACCUGAGCUUGUUAGCUAUACACUGGGGCUAAUCAAGCUUGUAGUAAAACCUGGAGUGGGUGAAACUGCUAUGCAAUAGGAGUCUUGCUGUAUUUCCGUCCCUAGGCUUUAAAACUCAUAAAUCUUUUAAAGAUCUGCUUUGACUGUGUUGUUAAGAAAUUGGUCAAUGGAGCACCUCCUAGUGGUAGACAUUAGCAGGUUACUGUCACGCUGAAGGACAGCCGCACUUGGACCCGACUGCGGCUCAGAAGAUCAUUGGAAUAGACCCGGUCUCUCAGCAAUCUAGAACACAGCGUGUCAGUGCCCAUGUGACUGCGCCCACCCCCCCGUGCAGCGUGUGGAGCAGCGUGCGUCUCCAUUAAGGAUUACAUGGCUUCUUUUUAUUGUGAGUGGAAACAUAGAGUCUGUGAACAAUGCAAGCCAUGUAAGACCAUGCACAGAAAAUAAACACGACCUUCUAAUUUGAA
This is a messenger RNA of Acipenser ruthenus (sterlet), 2976 nucleotides long. RefSeq names its product septin-5. NCBI's taxonomy places the organism in Eukaryota, Metazoa, Chordata, Actinopteri, Acipenseriformes, Acipenseridae. Gene Ontology annotation, cellular component: microtubule cytoskeleton; cell division site; synaptic vesicle. The coding region runs from base 622 to 1755 and encodes 377 amino acids. The transcript is spliced from 11 exons. Gene Ontology annotation, biological process: regulation of exocytosis; cytoskeleton-dependent cytokinesis. The record is from RefSeq and is a predicted model, not a curated record. Gene Ontology annotation, molecular function: GTP binding; GTPase activity; molecular adaptor activity.